AUGGGCAAAUAUAUGUUGGAUGGCUGCAGUGAGUACAGCCCAAAGAACCCUAGCACUGACCUUCUUUGUGCUGCUUGUCGUUGUCACAGGAACUUUCACAGGAAGGUGGCCAUCUUUGACCUUGAGAUGACUGAAGCUAGUGGCAACUACAUUACUGGUGGUCAGAACAUUAUCACCCCAGAGGAAGAGAGUCUCGACCUCGAGGUAGCCCUGCCGAUGCUCGACGCCGGCAGAGAGGAGGAGAGGUUGAACCAGCUGGUCGCACCGGCACAGCCGGAGAAGAAGCAGAGGAGGCGCAAAUCCAAAUUCACAGACGAGCAAGUCAACCAGAUGCGAGCUUUUUCCGAGUGGCUGGCGUGGUCGACGAGGGACCGCACCCGGGCGGAGGAGAUUAAAGAGUUUUGUGCUAAAAUGGGCAUCAGCUGGACAGUGUUCAAGACGUGGCUGCACAACAACAAGAAGCAUUAUGGUCGUGGAUCUAGCUCUAAGAAAAAUUGUCUCUCGUCGAGGGACAAGAUCUGA
This is a messenger RNA of Rhodamnia argentea, 522 nucleotides long. RefSeq names its product zinc-finger homeodomain protein 6-like. The record is from RefSeq and is a predicted model, not a curated record. Gene Ontology annotation, biological process: regulation of developmental process; regulation of DNA-templated transcription. The transcript has a single exon. The coding region runs from base 1 to 522 and encodes 173 amino acids. Lineage: Eukaryota; Viridiplantae; Streptophyta; Magnoliopsida; Myrtales; Myrtaceae. Gene Ontology annotation, cellular component: nucleus. Gene Ontology annotation, molecular function: transcription cis-regulatory region binding; DNA-binding transcription factor activity.